AUGCCUCCAGCAAGCUACUCGCGCCCGCCGCAGCGCGACUCGUGGUUCGCGCCGCUGUCCGUCGACCUGAUCCUGAAAGUGCUCAACGUCACCAUCUUCCACCCCUUCAUCUGCUGGCUGAUCCCGCUAUGCCUGCGCGCCCAGACGACCAAGUGGGAGGCGCCGCCGAUGGUGGGCGCCAUUGCCUGGGCCAUCUUCAUCUCGGUCAUGUGGAUCGCCAGCGCGGUCAACCAGCGCAUCGCGCACGGCAUGCCGCGCGAGGUGGACCUGGGCGAGGAGGUGAUUGUGGUGACGGGCGGCGCGAGCGGGCUGGGCAUGCUGGUGGCCGAGGUGUACGGCAUGAGGGGCGCGAGCGUGGCGGUUUUGGACGUGAAUGAGAUGGAGAAUGGCGAGGCUCGGGGCGUGACGUUUUACAAGUGCGAUGUGAGCGACAAGGAGCAGGUGGCCAAGGUUGCCGUUGAGAUUGAGAAGGAUCUCGGUACGCCUACUGUGCUCAUCAACAACGCCGCCGUCGUCGUGGGCAAGCCGCUGCUGGACCUCUCCAUCGAUGAGAUCGAGACCAGCAUCGGCACCAACCUCCUGGGUCCCUUCUACUGCCUCAAGACGUUCCUCCCGGCCAUCAUCCGCGGCGGCCGCGGCGGCACCAUCGUCAACGUGUCGUCCGUCAUCGGCCACCUGGGCGCCGCGCAACUGACCGACUACGCCGCCGCAAAGGCCGGCCUCACGGCGCUGCACAAGUCGCUGGCCGCCGAGCUGCGCGAGUCGCACCCGGACAUCCGCACCGUGCUCGUCACGCCGGGCCAGCUCAGCACGCCGCUGUUUUACGGCGUGCAGACGCCAAACGGCUUCUUCGCGCCCGUGGUCGAGCCGGUGGACGUGACCAAGGAGAUUGUGGCGGCGAUUGACGGCGGCAAGGGCGUUACUGCGGCGAUGCCGUUUUACGCGCGGUGGGUGGAUUGGUAUAAUGUUUUGCCGGUGGGAGUGCAGCUCGUUGCGAGGAAGCUUGCUGGCGUGGACAGGGGGAUGAAGACGUUUAUCGGGAGGAAGGGGUCUGCGGAGGAGUCGAAGAAGAUGAGGUAG
Molecule: messenger RNA, 1080 nt
Organism: Trichoderma aggressivum f. europaeum
Lineage: Eukaryota; Fungi; Ascomycota; Sordariomycetes; Hypocreales; Hypocreaceae
Exons: 2
Coding region: 1-1080 (359 amino acids)
Molecular function (GO): oxidoreductase activity, acting on the CH-OH group of donors, NAD or NADP as acceptor
Source: RefSeq, a predicted model, not a curated record